GUGAGAAAGGAAAGACUUGGUCACCACUAUAUUACAACAUGGGCUGGAGUAUGGUCAGGAAACUAUACUCUACCAUAGUGGGGAUAUCAUUACUAUUUAAUACAACAGAGGGAACAGCUGGCACAGCAUCAGAAGGAUUCGUUUACAUGAACACAACGGAAACAGACCUUCAAAAUGAAAAUGGAGUCAUGCCCGAAACCCUCAAUAUCACCGUGGAAAGUAAUGGAAGUGGAACAAACGAAAACUUGAAGCUUAUAAAAUCGGCCGUGGAUAUCAACGCCCCUGUGUUUGUUAUAUGUGAAGAUGGGAAGUCUAUAUGCAGGCAGCAAUUAGACGACAUUCAGGAUUUUGCAUUAUACCAAGAUUCAAGCAAAAAAGCUGCGAUAUCAAUAGCAAAAGAACCAAAUGCAGGUGGUGGGAAAACGGUCAAAGUGGAAGGUAGUCUAUUACUCAAUGACGUUCAGUAUGCCAUUGAAGACAUAGGUGUAAAUACUGUCGAAAACCUUAAUUCUAGCGUACCUUAUCGGCUUCAAAGGAUUCACUUGGAAGAUGCUGGGCUUUCCGAUUUUAAAAUCUUAGACCAACCAGUGGAACACGGGCAGAUUCAAGGCCGUGUUCGUCGACAAAGUUCGGGGAAUUACGGCGUCGAACUUCUUCCAGUUAUAGAUUACAAAAUAUUCCAAACAUGGUUCAGAAGAAGCAAAGAGUCAAAUCCAACGUUACGUGACAUAGACACUAAAAACAAAAUCCGGAAGUACUUUGCUCAUGUUGUCAACGGGAUGGAUUUACGCUACCGAGCAAUUCAAGCCAAUGAUUUCCAGAUUUACAUUAAACUGGCGGGAUACCUGAUUGCAGAUAGAGCGGACUCCUCUCCGUGGACAAGUCUAGCCGGAACCGGAAAUGAAGUGAACGCCGACACUGCUUUGGACCAGUUUUUUGAUUGGCGGAGAUCAGUACGCGGCCUUCCGGUCCAUGAUCACGCAACCCUUUUUACAGGCCAUGACCUUUACACUCUUAACAAUCGACAGGAGAGAAUGUUAUCAGUAACAGGUUAUGCGUACUUAGGUCGGGUAUGCGAUGACCUGAGCGUGUCUAUUGUCGAGGACAAGGGUGGAUUCGGAUGUGUGAAGACAGCUACGCACGAACUGGGCCACAGCCUGGGAGCUAGUCAUGACGGCGAUAGGAACAGCUGUCAGACCAAGGAUCAAUUUAUCAUGGCCGGCUCCUCUGUACCUACCUCAGACAUAAACAAACUGAACCCGUGGAAGUUCUCCUCAUGCUCUAUACAAGCCUUCCGAACGAAGCUCACAGAUCUCAACAGAUUUAGGACAAACUGUCUGAGCAAUGUGGCAGAAACGGCUAACCGUAGAGAAUGGGAUGCCCAUCUGUCCCGUCAUCCGGGUCAGCUGUACUCUGUGGAUGAUGUGUGUAGGCAGGUCCUGGGACCCUCAUCUUACAUGUGCAGGGACCUCCUACCAAGCGAUGCUAACGUCUGUACGUCUCUCUGGUGUCACAUCAAUGGAACUAACCAAUGUAGGCAGUAUGUCCCACCGAGAGGCACAUCCUGUGGUAGUCAAAAAUGGUGUAUUGAUGGAGUCUGCACGACUGAUGCGCGAGCACCCUUCAGGAAAGAUGGUUGUACAUUCGGAGACCAGCCAGGAAUCGCCUAUCAAGAAGAAACUUGUGCCCAGAUUGUCAGAACUAAACCACGGUACUGUUACGAGAAUUUCAUCAAACAGAGAUGCUGUCAAGCAUGUUCCAGAGUGUACACGUCAAUACCAGGUUGCGAGUACGGGAACAGACAAGCUCGCUGCGAGUCCUGGUGGUGUACGCUUAAUAAUCGAGAUACUCCGUUCGUGAAGAAACAAUGUUGUGGAACAUGCCAGAUUGGGCAACCUGUUCCUACCACCCAGUCCCCAACCUUUUUCCCGGUCAUACCCACCAAACCGAUCCCAGACCUGCCAGGCAAGGUCAGCCUACAGCCACCGUCGGGAUGCCUAGAUAAAAACGAGCAGUGUGGCAUAGCCGUUGCUCGGCAUGGUAGCCAAAAUUGUUACAGCCCAGAUUUCUAUUCGGAAUGUUGCCUCAGCUGUGAAGCAGAAAGACAAGAGAUUCCCGGAUGUGGGUAUGGAGACAAAGACUCGGAGAAGUGUUCCAUUAUCAGCUCUGACAGCGCCGCUGCGUAUUGCAAUAACCAGGAAAUAAGGGACGUUUGCUGUAAGGCUUGUGGGUCGUUUCAAACGAGAGAAUCUCAAACUGCAUCGUCUGCCACCGGCCAUGAUUUAACAUUAACUCAUUUCACAAUCAUACUGAUCACGGCUUUUGCCAUUGUGUUAAGGUGAUAACUAUUUAUACUAUGCUAUGGUGGAACACGAGAUAGGCUUUUGAGAUGUGAAAUUACGAGAGGUGAGACCUAGCCUACUGACAUGGGUGUAUACAACAUGUAGGUUAUGUCACGACAGCGGCAACUAUAUCCUAGGCAACAGACUACAAAACGUGUCUUCAACCAGUGAGAGUCACAAAUCUUAAAUGAAGCUCUGCGUCUGUAAGACAUUUUCAGAGCUCCCACCUAUCCACAACUUAAUCCUGAAUUCUCGCCAUUUCAAUGGAGGAUGCAGCUCGAUUAUGUUAAAGUUCACGGUAAAUAAUAUUUGAUGAUUUGUGCCUGUGGGCCCCAUCUUAUGAAGCAGUGGCGACAUACGCCAGGCGUAUCGACCAUGGCUGAUUAUUGUGAUUGUGAACUUGAAGUUUCGCCAGUUUUGUAAAAUAGAACCAAGGGUGUAAAGACCAUGUACUUAUAAGUGGAUUAACGUAUUUGUGUGUCAAAGGGGUUAACGAAUGAAUGGAGUUUUUGCCGCUGUUUCUUCGUGUUAGUGUUUGUCUUUGACACUCUUCUGUGAUGUCUAAUGGGACAAGUGCAAUAUGUGUUUGCUGGUCAAACAAGUUAAAUAUGGCAAAUUAAUUAACUUAAACCUAAUAACUCAUUUAUACAUUUAUGUUUAUUUUAAUUUUAGCUUUUAAUACAAAAGCAUAUAUUCAGCAAACAGAUGUCAUGAGUCUCUGCGCCCAUGUAGAGGCACCAGACGUUUUUAAUACUUGAAAGUUAAUUCUAUCAUAAUGUUGUUCGGUUCAGAUACACCCGAUGGCUAUCCACUCUCAGCCUCCAGAUUUGGAUUUUUAAUCCCAGGAAUGAAUUCCGAGCAUGAAGACCUUAUGUUAGUUAAUGGUCGUCAUUGCUGGAAAUACUAUUAAUUGCCAGACUAACAGUAUUAAAAUAGCAUUAGUUUAAUAAAGACAAAACAUGUCUAUAUCAGAUUACGCUUAUAUAUGAUUUGCGCAACAGAGCAAAGCAGGGAAACCGUCCAUUCCAGCGUGAAAAACGCGGAAUUAUAACCUUUUGGUCGCGUUGUAUAUCUAUGUAAUAUUACUUUGUUUGUUGUUCUUGUUCUGGUUACGCGUUGUUUUGUAAAGUUUGACAAAGUUUUUAUGCUAUAAAUACAUAUUGUAAAUGCUAAA
Liolophura sinensis is the source of this 3516-nucleotide messenger RNA. RefSeq lists its product as uncharacterized. Gene Ontology annotation, molecular function: metalloendopeptidase activity. The coding region runs from base 39 to 2342 and encodes 767 amino acids. Lineage: Eukaryota; Metazoa; Mollusca; Polyplacophora; Chitonida; Chitonidae. The record is from RefSeq and is a predicted model, not a curated record. The transcript has 17 exons. Gene Ontology annotation, biological process: membrane protein ectodomain proteolysis.